Molecule: messenger RNA, 723 nt
Organism: Plenodomus lingam JN3
Lineage: Eukaryota; Fungi; Ascomycota; Dothideomycetes; Pleosporales; Leptosphaeriaceae
Source: RefSeq, a predicted model, not a curated record
AUGGUAUUGUAUCAAGUAGCGUCAACUGGCAAUAGCUUGGGCACGUUCAAGCGUCCGUUGGCAGGCAAGACGGAGCGGCCCGUGGAGCAGUUCAUGGCGAGGUUCGGAAUCCACCCCAUGUCUCAUGAAUCACAGCCUCCAACGUCCGCCCUGGAGCUGCGAGACUUUCUUGCUUGCGCCCGUGUCAAUCGCAGUGGCGCCCGCUCCCGUACUCGAGUACAAGCAAGAAAGAAGCCAGCCGGCUUCGCCAUCUUUCGGACCAUCUGCCUUGUGGUCCAGCCGUUGCCUUGCCCGGCUUGUGUAGCAGUAGACUGCUUUGCUGCAUGUAACACCCGUUGCAGAUUCUGCCUCCUCAAAGCCAAACUGACGUGUGAGUGGCCGCCGCAAUUGUCACAUGGACGCGUUUUCUGCGCGCUGAGGCAACUAUGGAGCAUGGACAUGGACGGAACACAACACGACAUGUCCAGCCCUCGGCAGGAAUCCAUGCACUCUGUCGGCGUUGGGUGUAUGGGCGCCGUCCUCUACUCUAGUAGUACCCUUGGUAUCCAACCUCCCUCGCUUUCUCCUCGUCCUCGGCCGGACAUGCAAGACGUCUCGUUUGGAACAGAGGUGCGUUUGCCUCUUGGUUGCGCAAGGUCUGUGUUCUGUGGGUCCAACCUUGGAACUUGGUCCCGUCAGAGUGGCGACUUUCUCCAAGAAGGGCAAGUCUCCUGGUCAGAAUGA